Messenger RNA from Magnusiomyces paraingens, 1779 nucleotides. RefSeq lists its product as uncharacterized. The transcript has a single exon. Gene Ontology annotation, molecular function: tripeptide transmembrane transporter activity; dipeptide transmembrane transporter activity. NCBI's taxonomy places the organism in Eukaryota, Fungi, Ascomycota, Dipodascomycetes, Dipodascales, Dipodascaceae. The coding region runs from base 1 to 1779 and encodes 592 amino acids. The record is from RefSeq and is a predicted model, not a curated record. Gene Ontology annotation, cellular component: plasma membrane; fungal-type vacuole. Gene Ontology annotation, biological process: oligopeptide transport; transmembrane transport.
AUGGCAAACAACGAUACUAUUACCGCCGAUAAUAAGGUGUUGGAAGAAAAACUCGACAUUGAGUUUGAGAACCAGGAACUUGCUCUGGGUGUAACCUCAUCGGGCGGGCUCGAAGAGGUUUACGAUGGAAAACAAAACUUUAAGGGAUAUGUCCCCACAGAAGAGGAACUCGAGACUCUGCGCAAAGUCCCAGACUCAUUGCCCAUGUCUGCAUGGUCUGUUGCAGUUGUUGAGUUGUGCGAACGAUUUACAUACUACGGCAUUACUGGUCCAUUUCAAAAUUAUAUGCAGAAUCCCCGGGGCGGGCUCCGACCUGGUGCUAUUGGACUUGGACAGCAAGGUGCCAGUGCCCUCAGUUACUUUUUCCAAUUUUGGUGCUAUAUUACUCCCAUUUUCGCUGCCAUUAUUUCUGAUCAGUACUGGGGAAAGUUUAAGACAAUUUGCGUAUUUUCUGGAAUUUAUGUUAUUGGUACCCUCCUUUUGUUUGUUACUUCGCUUCCAACUGCUAUUGAACACAAUGCUGCCUUAGGAGGCCUCGUUGCUGCCAUGAUUAUCAUUGGUUUGGGUACUGGUGGUAUCAAGUCGAAUGUUUCUCCUCUGAUUGCUGAACAGUACACUGUAACAAAACCCUAUGUUAAGACCCUCAAGUCUGGAGAACGUGUUAUUGUGGACCCCUCAACUACUGUUCAGUCUAUUUUCAUGGUGUUUUACUUGUGUAUCAAUGUGGGUUCUCUUUCUGCAAUUGCCACAACUGAGAUGGAGCUUAACAUUGACUUUUGGGCUGCAUAUCUGCUUCCCUUUUGCUUCUUCUUUGUUGCUAUUCUAUCUUUGGCAAUCUUUGGAAAGUACUAUGUUAAGAAGCCUCCUACCGGCUCUGUCAUGCCCCAUGCUUUCAAGAUUAUUACGAUUGCUGUUAAGAAUAAGUUUAGUCUUGAAAAGGCCAAGCCUUCUGUUCGCGAAGCUGAGGGUCUUUCUGUUGUUCCUUGGUCAGACUUGUUUGUUGACGAGUUGAAGCGUGCUCUGGUUGCUUGCAAGGUGUUUAUCAUUUACCCCAUUUACUGGGUUGUCUACGGUCAAAUGAUUAACAAUUUCAUUUCACAGGCUGGUCAAAUGAAUACUCAUGGCAUUCCCAAUGACAUUAUGCAAAACAUUGAUCCCAUUGCCAUUAUCAUUUUCAUCCCCAUUAUGGAUCGCCUGGUUUACCCACAGCUGCGCAAGUGGGGAAUUCCCUUCAAGCCUGUCACUCGUAUUUUCUUUGGCUUUAUGUUUGCCGCCAUUUCCAUGGCCUACGCUGCUAUUGUCCAACAUUUGAUUUACAAUACUGGCCCCUGUUACGAUGCUCCUCUGGCCUGCGCUGCCUCAAUGGAUGGCUCUAUCCCUAAUAACAUUCACGUGGCUGUCCAGACCCCUGCAUACUUUUUCAUUGCACUUUCCGAAAUCUUUGCCUCCAUUACUGGUCUUGAGUAUGCUUACACCAAGGCUCCCACUAAUAUGAAGUCGUUCAUUAUGUCGAUGUUUUUGGUUACAAAUGCCUUUGGUGCUGCUCUGGGUAUUGCUCUUUCUUCAACUGCCGUUGAUCCUAAGCUGGUCUGGAUGUACACUGGUUUGGCAGUUGCUACCGCCAUUGCCGGUGUCAUUUUCUGGUUCCUCUUUAAGGAUCUCAAUAAGAUGGAAGAUGAACUUAAUGCCAUUGACGCCGAGUACAAUACUGAAGUUAUUGCCCAUUCUACUGAGGAAGGUAAGAAGAAUGAUAGAGGAGAGGUUACAUAUGAAGCCUAG